Messenger RNA from Anguilla anguilla (European eel), 1643 nucleotides. Its product is annotated as transmembrane protein 235-like. The transcript is spliced from 4 exons. NCBI's taxonomy places the organism in Eukaryota, Metazoa, Chordata, Actinopteri, Anguilliformes, Anguillidae. Gene Ontology annotation, cellular component: apical plasma membrane. The record is from RefSeq and is a predicted model, not a curated record. The coding region runs from base 375 to 1043 and encodes 222 amino acids.
UCCCCUACUUUCUAACAGUAGGUCUGCAGUGUGUUUAAAUUGUCUCCGCCUAUGUGCGUAAUAGUGAAGUCGAGGAGAGCGCACAAUGCGACUUCACUUCAGACAGACGACCCUGCACACAGUAUUCUAUUUGCGCGUACUGAGUUGACUGCUGGAAGAAACGACGAUCACACGAUCCCGUUCGCACUCGUUCCAAACAGCACAGCGAUUUCUGGACAAAAUCUUAUUUUGCAAAGGCAGGUGCCAAACGUGCUGAGGACGGAGGACUCAACUGCGCAGAACGCUGUUCUUCGGCUCCAAUCACGUAACCGGAUAAUAUUGCUUAACUGUUUUUUAAAGAGCGGGCCAAUUUGAAUGACACGUAUUAAUUGUUUAUGGAUGAACUAGUAAGAACACGUAAAGAAUUAAGGAUGAACUUCGGAACAGUGGUCGUCAUUGCUGGAUUCUCCGGGGUAUUCAGCUUCGGUUUCCUGGCUGCAGCUAUCGGCAGCGAUUAUUGGUACAUCAUAAAGGUGAACCAAGAGAAUAUCACUAACUCUGAGGACCUGGAUUCUCACUCUGGGCUAUGGAGAAUAAAUGAAGGUAAAAAUUCCAGUUCCCAUUUCAUCCACCCUUUCACCGAGGACACCUCCAGCUACUCGGAGCCUGAAAGGCAUCUACUCAGUAUGCACAAGGUGAUCGUCAUCCUGCUGCCGCUCAGCCUGGUGCUGCUGGUGUUCGGGGGGAUCUGCGGCCUCGUCAGCUCCCUGGCCCACAACCGCAGGAUGCUCAUCACCUCCGCCUCCUACUUCCUCUUCUGCAGUCUCUUCACCCUAUCCGGCGUGAGCCUCUACAUCAGCUACUCCCAGCAGGCCUGGCAGGAGAUGGAGAGGCAGCUGGGGGCGGAGCUGCUGGCCCCCGUGCAGGUGUCCUUCGGCUGGUCCCUGGGUCUGGCCUGGCUCUCCUACGGCCUGGAGGUGGCCGCCGGACUCCUGCUGCUGCUGGCGGCCCGCAUGACCCAUCCGCAGCUCAACGAGUUCACCACCACCAUGGCCAUGGCCUAGAGCCAGCACCUGAGCCAGGACCAGAGCCAGGACCACAGCCGCCUGACUCCGCCUCCUGGAGCUUUACUGCCCUAUCACGGGCUACAAGGUCUCCUCAAUAAUGGAGAUUAUCUGACCUCAUCCCCCCCCCUUCUGUCCAUCUCUCUCUCUCUCUCUCUCUCUCUCUCUCUUUCACCUUUUCACUCUCUCUCUUUCUCUCUCUCGUUCCACAAAAACAUGUCUUUGAGGGAUGAGACCAAAUAUUCAGUGGCCAUGUAAGAUAAUAAUUUAUUGUGUACAUGAAUACCAGAAUGUAUCAUGAAUGACGAAAUGAAGGUUAGAUUUUUUGUUUCUUUUUUCCAUAUUGGUGAAGAAGAGCCUAAGAACCCAGUAUAAAAAAGGCAGGUGUUAUUAAUUUACCUGCCAACAGUGUGGACAAAUGCAGACAUCUGUGUGUGUGUGUGUGUGUGUGUGUGAGAGAGUGAAUGCAGGCCUCUGUGUAUGUGUAAGUGAGUGAAUGCAGAUCUGCGUACAUGUGAGUAAGUGAAUAUAAAUCUGUGUGUGUGUGUGUGUGGGCACGUGCAGAUCCCUAUGUAUGUAAUAAAUUCAGCUAUCUGUUGU